Molecule: messenger RNA, 1017 nt
Organism: Spinacia oleracea (spinach)
Lineage: Eukaryota; Viridiplantae; Streptophyta; Magnoliopsida; Caryophyllales; Amaranthaceae
Product: DNA oxidative demethylase ALKBH2
Exons: 4
Coding region: 59-883 (274 amino acids)
Biological process (GO): DNA alkylation repair
Molecular function (GO): cytosine C-5 DNA demethylase activity; broad specificity oxidative DNA demethylase activity; ferrous iron binding
Source: RefSeq, a predicted model, not a curated record
UAGGCAAGUCCAAUCGGCCAAGAAGAAUUGCAGAAGAUUCAUAAAAACUUGCUCAAAAAUGGGCGAAAACCUAAAAAUGGAGGAAACAGGGUCAGGUAAUACUAGAAAGAGGGAUACGGCGUGGGCAGAAAGCGAAAGGUCAAUCCAAUUGCAAUCGAAGAAGAGAAUCGUUGAAGAAGAAGAAGAAUCUAGAAAAAAGAGUAGUCGUACGAGUAGUAGAAUUAUAGAAUUAGGAAAUGGAAGCCAAGUAGUAUAUUAUCCAAGCUUCUUAGAUUAUAACGAAGCUUGGAAAUUAUUUGAUUACCUCAACAAUCACAUUCCAUGGACUCGCCCAACAAUCCGAGUAUUUGGUCGGUCCUGCGUCCAGCCUCGAGAUAGCUGCUAUGUUGCCACUGAAGGUGUUUCUGAACUGAAAUAUAGUGGCUAUCAGCCUCAAGCUUAUCCUUGGCACCAAUUCCCGCCUCUCCAACAUCUCCUCCAGGCGGUAGAAGAUGGUGUUCCUGGGAGUCAUUUUAACAGCUUGCUGCUGAAUCGAUACAAUGGUGGGAAUGACUACGUUUCUUGGCAUUCUGAUGAUGAAUCUCUUUAUGGACCUACACCUCUUAUUGCUUCCCUUUCUUUUGGUUGUGAUCGUCAUUUUUACUUGAAGAAAAAACCCAACAAAUUGGCGUCUUCAGUGUUAAAGAAGAAUUCGAGUGAUGAAUCUUCGAGCAAGCAGUUGAAGAAAACCAAGAAUGUCGAUGAGCAGCAUUCCAUGUUAUUAAAACAUGGAUCCCUGUUGGUUAUGAGAGGCUAUACUCAGAGGGAUUGGAACCAUUCUGUGCCUAAGCGUACUAAACUAGAUGCUGUCAGGAUCAACCUUACCUUCAGGCUUGUCCUUUGACCUCUCACCAGAUUAUAUGUAAUUUACUGUCUAAUUGCCUAUUAUACUCUGUAGUCUGUACUCUCUUCACUUGGUUGGCAAUUGUACGCUUUGGAACCACUUACAAAGUUGCAAUUUCAGUAUCAUUUUGCUAA